Molecule: messenger RNA, 675 nt
Organism: Neoarthrinium moseri
Lineage: Eukaryota; Fungi; Ascomycota; Sordariomycetes; Amphisphaeriales; Apiosporaceae
Exons: 2
Coding region: 1-675 (224 amino acids)
Source: RefSeq, a predicted model, not a curated record
AUGGCGGCCGAGAUCGCCAAAGACCCCAAGGACCUGGCCAAGGAGGACAAGGAUGCGCUUGACGCUCUCGCCUCCGAGGCCAAGGAGUUCGAGAAGGACGCCGAGAUCGACCGCAUCCUCAAGGCCUUCCGCCUCGACGCCUACGCCGUGCUGGACCUGAACCCGGGCGUGCCCGAGUCGGACAUCAAGCUGACGUACCGCAAGAAGUCGCUGCUGAUCCACCCGGACAAGACCAAGAACCCGCAGGCGCCCGACGCCUUCGACCGCCUCAAGAAGGCCCAGACGGAGCUGAUGGACGAGAAGCACCGCGAGCGGCUCGACGAGGCCAUCGCCGACGCCCGCAUGCUGCUGAUCCGCGAGCGCAAGUGGACCGUCGACAGCCCCGAGCUGCGCACCGCCGCCUUCGCCGCCGACUGGCGCGUCAAGACCCGCGAGGUCCUCGUCGACAACGAGCACCGCCGCCGCCGCCAGCUCAAGGCCCAGAUGCAGGAGGAGGGCCGCGAGCAGCGCCGCCAGGACGACGAGCUCGAGGAGCGCAAGCGCAAGCGCCAGCACGACCAGGACUGGGAGGCCACCCGCGACCAGCGCAUCGACAGCUGGAGGCAGUUCUCCAAGGGCGGCAAGGCCGGCGAGUCGUCGGGCAAGAAAAAGAAGAAGCUCAAGCCCAUCGGUUGA